AUGGGCGGCUGCGGGGGGUGGGGUCUGGCCGUGCUGCUGUGCUGGGCCGGGGGCUGCAGCCCGGGGGCCGCCGCGCAGCCCUCCGCCUCCGCGCAGCCCUCCGCCUCCCCGGGCUGGCCCCGCUGCCCCAGCCGCUGCCUCUGCUUCCGCACCACCGUGCGCUGCAUGCACCUCCUGCUGGACGCCGUCCCCGCCGCCUCCCCGCAGACCUCCAUCCUAUCUGUGAUAAUCAACUGUGCCCUUUUCCACAACGUUGAUUUUCUUUUUUCCCCUCUUUUUUUCCUCCACAGGGAUCUGCGCUUUAAUAGAAUUAGAGAGAUCCAGCCCGGAGCAUUUAAGCAGCUUAAAAAUUUAAAUACACUCCUUCUGAACAACAAUCAAAUUCAGAGAAUACCUAGUGGAGCCUUUGAAGACCUGGAAAAUUUAAAAUAUCUCUAUUUGUACAAGAAUGAAAUCCAAUCAAUUGACAGGCAAGCAUUUAAGGGACUUGUCUCUCUAGAACAACUAUAUCUGCACUUUAACCAAAUAGAAACAUUGGAACCAAAUUCAUUUAAUCAUCUUCCAAAGCUUGAAAGACUGUUUUUGCACAACAACAGGAUAGCUCAUAUUGUUCCUGGAACAUUUGGCCAGUUGGAAUCUAUGAAGAGAUUGCGAUUGGAUUCAAAUGCUCUUCAUUGUGACUGUGAAAUCCUCUGGUUGGCAGAUUUGCUGAAGAAAUAUGCGGAAUCUGGAAAUGCCCAAGCAGCAGCUACUUGUGAAUAUCCAAGGCGGAUACAGGGACGAGCACUGGCAACCAUAACUCCGGAAGAACUUAAUUGUGAAAGGCCAAGAAUUACAUCAGAGCCUCAUGAUGUAGAUGUUACUUCUGGGAAUACGGUGUACUUCACGUGUCGAGCAGAAGGCAAUCCCAAACCAGAAAUUAUUUGGCUUCGCAACAAUAACGAGCUAAGCAUGGAAACAGAUUCCCGUUUGAACCUGUUAGAUGAUGGAACUUUGAUGAUUCAGAACACUCAGGUGACCGACCAAGGGAUUUAUCAGUGUAUGGCAAAAAAUGUGGCUGGAGAAGUGAAAACUCAGGAAGUUACCCUCAGAUAUUUUGAAUCCCCAGCUAGACCAAGUUUUGUGAUUCAGCCCCAAAAUACCGAAGUGUUGGUGGGGGAGAGCGUCACCUUGGAAUGUAGCGCCACGGGCCACCCACAACCCCGGAUCACCUGGACGAGAGGCGACAGGACACAUCUGCCCGAUGACCCUCGCAUCAACAUCACCCCCUCCGGGGGUCUUUACAUACAAAACGUGGUCCAGGAAGACAGCGGCGAGUACGCCUGCUUCGCAACCAACACCCUGGAUAACAUCCACGCCACGGCUCUCAUCAUCGUGCAAGCUGUGCCUCAGUUUACCGUUGCCCCUCAAGAUAGAGUGGUUAUCGAGGGCCACACUGUCGACUUCCACUGUGCGGCCCAGGGCUACCCUCAGCCUGUGAUCGCCUGGACUAAGGGAGGGAGCCAGCUCUCCGUGGAUCGGAGGCAUUUAGUUCUGUCGUCGGGAACUCUGAGGAUUUCCGCCGUGGCUCUUCAUGACCAGGGACAGUAUGAAUGUCAGGCUGUCAACAUUGUCGGCUCUCAGAGGAUCGCCGUCCAGCUGACGGUACAGCCUCGAGUCACUCCGGUGUUCGUGAGCAUUCCGAGCGAUAUGACGGUGGAAGUUGGCACCAACGUACGGAUUCCAUGCAGUUCUCAAGGAGAGCCCAAGCCAGAAAUAACAUGGAAUAAGGAUGGAGUUCAGGUAACUGAAAGUGGAAAGUUUCACAUUAGCCCAGAAGGAUUUCUGACCAUAAACGAUGUGGGAACGGCCGACGCCGGGCGAUACGAAUGCGUCGCCCGGAACACUAUCGGAUAUUCCUCCGUCAGUAUGGUCCUAAGCGUCAAUGUUCCCGAUGUCAGUCGAAAUGGAGAUCCCUAUGUAGCCACCUCCAUUGUUGAAGCAAUCGCCACCGUUGACAGAGCUAUAAAUUCUACCCGAUCGCAUUUAUUUGACAGCCGUCCUCGUUCGCCUAAUGAUUUGCUGGCUUUGUUCCGGUAUCCAAGAGAUCCUUACACCGUAGAACAGGCGAGAGCGGGAGAGAUUUUUGAGAGAACAUUGCAGCUAAUCCAGGACCAUGUACAGCAUGGUUUGAUGGUUGACCUGAAUGGAACAAGCUACCACUACAACGACCUGGUGUCGCCCCAGUACCUGAGCCUGAUCGCCAACCUGUCGGGCUGCACGGCGCACCGGCGCGUCAACAACUGCUCGGACACGUGCUUCCACCGGAAGUACCGCACCCACGACGGCACCUGCAACAACCUGCAGCACCCGAUGUGGGGGGCCUCCCUGACGGCCUUCGAGCGGCUGCUCAAGGCCGCCUACGAGAACGGCUUCAACCUGCCGCGGGGCGCCGACCCCCACCGCCUUUACCACGGCCACCCGCUGCCGCCUCCCCGCCUGGUGUCCACCGCGCUGAUGGGCACGGAGGCGGUGACCCCGGACGCCCGGCUGACCCACAUGACCAUGCAGUGGGGCCAGUUCCUGGACCACGACCUGGACUCGACCGUAGCGGCCCUGAGCCAGGCCCGCUUCUCGGACGGGCGGCACUGCGCCUCGGUCUGCACCAACGACCCGCCGUGCUUCUCGGUCCUGGUGCCCCCCGACGACCCCCGCGGGAGGAACGGGGCCCGCUGCAUGUUCUUCGUGCGCUCCAGCCCCGUGUGCGGCAGCGGGAUGACCUCCCUGCUGAUGAACUCGGUCUACCCGCGGGAGCAGAUCAACCAGCUGACCUCCUACGUCGACGCCUCCAACGUCUACGGCAGCUCGGACCACGAGGCCCGGGAGGUGCGCGACCUGGCCGGCCACCGCGGCCUCCUGAGGCAGGGCGUCGUCCAGCGGUCCGGGAAGCCCCUGCUGCCCUUCGCCACGGGCCCGCCCACCGAGUGCAUGAGGGACGAGAACGAGAGCCCCAUCCCCUGCUUCCUGGCCGGGGAUCACCGGGCCAACGAGCAGCUGGGCCUGACCAGCAUGCACACGCUGUGGUUCCGGGAGCACAACCGCGUCGCCGCCGAGCUCCUCCGCCUCAACCCGCACUGGGACGGGGACACCGUCUACCACGAGGCCCGCAAGAUCGUGGGCGCCCAGGUCCAGCACAUCACCUACAGCCACUGGCUGCCCAAGAUCUUCGGGGAGGCGGGCAUGAAGAUGCUCGGGAGCUACCGGGCCUACGACCCCGCCGUGAACUCGGGCGUCUUCAACGCCUUCGCCACGGCGGCCUUCCGCUUCGGCCACACCCUCAUCAACCCCCUCCUCUACCGGCUGGAUGAGAACUUCCGGCCCAUCGCGCAGGGCCACGUCCCCCUCCACAAGGCCUUCUUCUCCCCGUUCCGGAUCAUCAACGAAGGGGGCAUCGACCCUCUGCUCAGGGGGCUGUUCGGGGUGGCCGGGAAGAUGCGGGUGCCGUCCCAGCCGCUCAACACGGAGCUGACCGAGCGGCUCUUCUCCAUGGCCCACGCCGUGGCGUUGGACCUGGCGGCCAUCAACAUCCAGAGGGGCCGGGACCACGGCAUCCCUCCCUACCACGACUUCCGGGUCUACUGCAACCUGUCUUCGGCCCACACCUUCGAAGACCUGAGAAACGAAAUCCGGAAUCCUGACAUCCGGGCCGAGCUGCAGAGGUUGUACGGCUCGCCACUAAACAUAGACUUGUUUCCUGCCCUCGUGGUGGAAGAUUUGGUUCCUGGGAGCAGAUUGGGCCCUACGUUGAUGUGCCUGCUAAGCACACAGUUUAAGCGCCUCCGAGACGGAGACAGGCUGUGGUAUGAGAACCCUGGAGUGUUUAAUCCCGCUCAGCUGACUCAAAUAAAGCAGACCUCCCUCGCCAGAAUCCUCUGUGACAACGGAGACAACAUCACAAGGGUGCAGAGAGACGUCUUCACCGUGGCCGAGUUCCCUCACGGAUAUGGCAGCUGUGAUGAAAUUCCCAAAGUGGAUCUCCGGAUGUGGCAGGAUUGCUGUGAAGACUGUAGAACCAGAGGACAGUUUAAUGCAUUUUCAUUUCAUCAUUUCCGGGGGAAACGCUCCCUUGACUACAGCUAUCAGGAGGAUAAGCCCCUGAGGAAAAUGAAAGCACGGAAGACCCGAAGGACCCCAAAGCAGAGUCCAAAUUUCAAGAAUGGCACUUGGGCCUCCGAUGAGCAAACAGAUGGACCGGUGAUAAACGACUUCAAAGAAUUUGUCCUGGAAAUGCAAAAGACCAUCACAGGCCUCAGGAAACAGAUAAAGAAACUUGAAGUGCGCCUCAAUAAAAGCGAAUGUACUGAUGAGACGGGGAAAUCCUACUCGAGCAAUGAAAAAUGGAAAAGGGAUCCCUGUACUGUAUGUGAGUGCAAGGGUGGCCAAGUUACCUGCUUCGUAGAAUCUUGUCAUCCAGAAAAAUGCGCGGCUCCAGUGAAGAUAAAAGGAGCCUGUUGUCCCAUCUGUUUAAAAGAAACCGCUGGCAAAAAUGAGGAGCCAUAAGAGGGGCCUUCCAGGUUUGGGGGAGUUACUGUGUCUCCUCAUCCCGCCCAGAGAACUCCACCCUCUCGAGAGAGAGAGAACGAGGAAUGAAGAUGUAUCGGGGACAACCUCCAAUUGGUGAGAUUCCAGAACGUAACACGGUUCAAGUCGAUUUCAUUGCCCACAAAGAAGGAGAGAACAGUGCAACUAUCCAGAAAGGGAUGUAGGUCAAACGGUCAUGAUAACUUUGUGUUAGACUUUCUCAGGUUUUGCAAAUUAAAUUUGGUGCUACUCAAAGCGAUGGGGGCUGAGGCCUCGGUUGAAUCAUGUGGACUGUGACACUAUUUUAAUUUAAACUCCACGCGACAUUUCCAGGAAGCAGAAAGAAGAAGAAGAAUGGUGGGAUCAGAGCUGUGCUUGUUUGUUUUUUUGUCGAUGUGGAAAGGGUACAGAGGCUGGGGUGUCAUUCACUCUACGCGGAGAGGGAGUUGGAGUGUAAGAGGAGAAAGCAACGAGCUCUCUUCAUUUCAAGUCACAGCGGAACACUGAAUAAAAUCAAUGGUCGCCGAACUUAAAAUAUAUAUUUUAUGAGAAUGUAAGCGUAGGUUUUUUUUUCUAAGGCAUAUUUGGGGUUCCUUGAAUGUUUUUAUCUCAGUGGGUGUGACAUUUCACAGUUUUUUAUUAUUGUAUUGUACUCUCCCAAGCGCUUAAUACAGUGCUCUGUAAGCGAACUUAACAACACUGAACCAUAAGACAAAGCAAUUCUUUUACCCAACUGUACGUAAGUCUGUUUCACACUGGGUUUCACCCUUUUUUGAAAGCAUGAGACAUCACUGUAGUGAAGACGAAUUCAGACUGGGAUGCUGCUGCGUCCAAACUCGAGACAUGCAUAUGGGUAGCCUGGUUUGGAAAAGAAUGUGAAAAAGAUCGGGAGUUACGUUUUGUUUCUGAAGUUACCUGCUGAUUUAUUUUUUGUCUUGCCAAAGCUAAUCAAUAAAUCGCAGACUGAUCUAUGGAGGGGCCUUGUUUGGAGGCAGAACAAACCCAUCGAAGGAGCAAUAUCCAUGGCUCGCUACCCCGUGCUACUAUUUGGGCUUGGUAUUUGAAUUAAAUAAGUUUUCUACCUUCAGUAUCUGCAUCGUUUUUAAGUCAAUCCAGUACCUCAUUUGUAUUUUUCCAAAGGUCUUGCAUUUCCCAAAGAUGAUGCAUUUUGAUGAUGUUCAUCUUUUCCGUUAAGCCACGGCUCCCCGUCAUUUAGCAUUCCAGCGGCGUGUCGGUUGAAUGGAUGUUUAUGAGAAAAAUUUAGUGAAAAACAACCAUCAUACCUCAUGUGACAAACUUUUUUUUAAAAAACUUACUUUGUUCGGUCAAUACCCCCGCACGUUCACAGAACGUAAUUAGUUACAGUAUUUAGGAAAGUUGCACACACACACACAAAAAAAAACCCAACCAUCAUUACCGGUCUGUGAAAAUGAUGAAUGUUCAUUUAGUAAGGAGGCCCAAAAAUAAAAGAUCCGUGCAGGAGUGUACAAAGAAGAUCCACUCAAAUUUACUCGGCGCAUCAACAUUUCAAACACUCGAUACUGUACCCUUUCGAAUACCUGUAAGACGGCGUCAUGAUUCAAAUUCAAAUGCUAUAGACUGAGGAUGGUCUUUGUACACAGUUCUUGAUUAGCACAAUAGUAUCUGAGUUGUGCUUGACCACGUAUUUUGGAGGUACAAUCGAUUUUUCCAAUUCAUAUUUUUCUAACUCUUUGGAUUGGUUUUAAAUCUAGAGUUUGGUUCUAAAACCUUAUAUAUGAUAUCGUUAGAAGCCAUAGAGAGAUUUUUAGGGCACCAUAGAGUGUCCUGAGUCUCUGAUGGUGAAGUGUUUGCAAAUACAGAUGUGUCAUUAACUGUGGAGGUGGUUAUAUAAACCAGGAAAUAUAUAUAUUUCUAGUUAUCCUUUUAAUUUUACAUUAAAAUGCUCAGGUAUGACACAUAUCAAAUGACUCUCCAACUAAAAUAUUAUAGUCUGAUUGUUUUACUUUGAGGAACUUGUUUUUAUUCUAUUUUUGUCAUUCACUUCUUAGUAUAGGUGGGUUGAAAAAAUACAAAUAAAAAAAUCAAGAAAAGACUCCAGGCUGGUUUUAGGUCCUCAAACCAGCCAAUCAGUGCGUUUUCCAAGAAAUUCCUAAAACUACAGGAGAAAAUGGAGUCUGAGAUUUUGCGCUCAAAUUCUGUAACUUAAAGGGACGUAUCUGCACCACCAAUUUGGAUUAAAAUGUUCUAAAAGAGUUACAAAAUAACAGCCAAUGACUGACCGAGUCCUUUUCGGUGGCCAUAAGAUUAUCGUUGUACUAUGUGGCAAACUGUACAUAUUUAUUCACUUUUCUAAACUUACCCGAAGCAAGGAUACUUCAUCAUUCUUAUUGUAACCAGUACAUGUACCAAAGAAGAGUGGGCACUUUGUAAGGAUGCUUCUCAGUUAAAAUAAAUGGGUCACAUUUUCAAAUGAA
Molecule: messenger RNA, 7016 nt
Organism: Ornithorhynchus anatinus (platypus)
Lineage: Eukaryota; Metazoa; Chordata; Mammalia; Monotremata; Ornithorhynchidae
Gene: PXDN
Product: peroxidasin
Exons: 24
Coding region: 1-4539 (1512 amino acids)
Biological process (GO): response to oxidative stress
Molecular function (GO): protein binding; peroxidase activity; heme binding
Source: RefSeq, a predicted model, not a curated record